AUGGAGUUGGAUCUCUAUUGUGUCACCAUUGGAGGCGAGCAUCUCCACGGCGACGAGCAUGAGCUCCGCAGGAGACAGAAGAAAGACAUCGAUCGCUCCUAUGCACCCAAACGCAUCGUCAUCUGCUGCGACGGGACCUGGCAGUCCUCUGUCUCUGGGCAGAAGAAUGUCCCAUCGAAUGUCACUCGGCUCUGCCGCGCAUUGAAUCGUGUCGGCACCGACGAGGACGGCAGGGUAUGGCAGCAAGUGGUCUGGUAUGACUCUGGCGUGGGUACAACCGCGCUCGCACUGGGCGAUGCAGUCGAAGGAGCCUUCGGCGAAGGUGUCGAAGGCAACGUCAUCGAGGCAUACAACUUCUGCGUGCUCAACUAUAACCCCGGCGACAAGAUCAUGUGUUUUGGAUUCUCCCGUGGAGCUUUUACUGCUCGUACUAUCGCUGGUCUGAUCUCCGAUAUUGGAAUUUGCGACCAAGGCAACCUGAACAAGUUCCCCGACCUGUGGAAAGUAUACAAGCAACACGGCAAGGGUCAUCCUGGAAAGCGGUUCCACCGCAGUGAUGCUUGGUAUGAAUGGAUUUGGGGGAAGCUGGAUGAAAACCAAGGUGCGGGAGGUCCGAACGAGACGGAGCUUCGGUGGACCCAGGAGGCGCAGGGUCAAUGGUCUCCGGACGAGACAAAAGAGGUGGAGGUUGUGGGCGUCUAUGACACCGUCGCUGCUUUGGGAAUGCCCGAAGUCUUCGGUGUCAAAGUGCCCCAGAAGCUUCUGUUCUGGACUGGUCAGGGCGGUUGGGAAAACACAGAACUUUCGGCCAACAUCAAACACGCCUAUCACGCUCUGUCACUUGACGAAUCGCGCAGGGCAUUCACACCAACUCUAUUCUAUAUCCCGACUCUGAGAGUCUCCAAAGGCGAUGUGCAAAGCAAGCUCGACGCCGAGAAAGCGGCUAAAGACGAAUACAACCAGAAAUUGGACUACGCAAAAUCACUCAAAGCGGCCAACGCACCCAAUGAGCGCGUCAACCAGGCCUGUCACGACGCCAACGUGGCCGCUAAAGAAUGGAACAGAGCUCAGCGUAAACGCGUCAAGUACCAGAACCGACUGGAGCAGCACCCAGAGUUGAAGCAAGUCUGGUUCCCCGGCUAUCACGUCAACAUUGGUGGAGGCUCUAGCGAUACUCUCCACAAUGAAGGUGACAUGGAGGAGAUGUCGAAUAUCGCCUUCUCCUGGAUGCUUGAUCAGAUCAAGCCGCACCUUUCAAUCAAUGAAGACCUCAUUAUAAAGGAUUAUGUUGAUCGUGAAGCAAACUUUGCCAAGUACAACAAGGAGCUUCAGAGUUGGGAAGCUCAGACUACAGCUCGCGCGAACGAAUCCUGGGGCGAGUGGGGCUCGCGUGUUGCAAUUUCAACGGCUUCGAGCAUCGUGCACCCGUUCACUCCCAGCACCGACGUGCCCAAGCCUGCUUUCGAUAAACGUCGUGUUUAUCAGUGGGGCCUGGGAGAAAUGAUAAACAGCUAUACCAAGAUGUACUGGGCCAAUGGACAGGCCAAUCGCGCACCCGGCAAAGGUGUUGAGGAAAAGAGGAAGGGAAAAACCGUGACUUACGGCAACACUCACGAGUUUAUCCACCCUAUUGUGAAUUACAGACGCGAGCAAUUCGAGGUCUUGAACGCUGAAAAGCCCGGGCACCCGUUGUAUCACCCCAUCGGCAAAGAGUUCGACCACCUGUAUGUCCGCCGUCCGGCCGUCGACCAGAAUGGCAAGCCGAGAUUGGACAGCAAUGGAAAGCCGUAUUUCGAGUACAGAAUUGGCAGCUCUUCGCGCUUUGUUGAGGAAUGGAAGAUGGGCGGGGCAGACUCUUACGAGCGAUUGGCCAUCAUGGGAGCUUCAGCAUUUGCUUAUGUCGACCGGUUGGAGAAGGACAACGAAUCCGGCUUCGAGGGUAUUCGCCGUCCUAUCGUCCCGCCCACGGAAAAGGAGGCCAAGCCAGUUGCACCUGCCCUGAAAACAGUCCUAGAGUGUGGCUAUCAGCCUUCAGUUGUGGUGAAGCCCCGUCAUUCCACUAUCGUGACGAAGCAGGAUGAGGUUCUGGUCCAGACCCAGGAGAUUGAAGUUGAAAGCAGGUUUGAAAGCACUCAUUAUUAUGUCCGGUGA
Penicillium cinerascens is the source of this 2151-nucleotide messenger RNA. RefSeq names its product T6SS phospholipase effector Tle1-like catalytic domain-containing protein. The record is from RefSeq and is a predicted model, not a curated record. The transcript is spliced from 2 exons. NCBI's taxonomy places the organism in Eukaryota, Fungi, Ascomycota, Eurotiomycetes, Eurotiales, Aspergillaceae. The coding region runs from base 1 to 2151 and encodes 716 amino acids.